UCUUUCUUCUCUCUCUCUCUCUCUCUCGUUCUUUUCUGCUAACCUCCGUCGCCAUGGGCUCCAUAACCAAGCGGAAUAUCGCCGCCGAAACGGACGAGGAUCCCACCCGCAAGCGCCGCCAGGUAGCGGGUGAAUUAGAAUUAGAAUUAGUUGGUGAUGAUGAAUUGCCUUCCGAUGUUGUGAACGAUAUUCUGUCUCGGCUGCCAGUGAAAACCCUAAUCAGAUUCAAGUCCCUCUGCAACGAAUGGGCCGCCAUAAUCACCAACAAUCCACACUUCGUCUCCAUGCACCUCAAGAACUGCACCAAUCACUCCCUCUUGUGCUACUCUGCCUCCUUUGGUCCCCAAUCGAUUUCACUCUGCCCCGAAGCAGAACCUUGUCAACGGUGGCUGAUCAAUCUAGGCCAGCAGAUGGCCAAGGAUGUCAUCUGUGGCGGUGGGGGAAACGGCCUGUUUCUUCUCGGCAAUCCAUGUAGGCGCUACCCUGAUUACCGUUUGUGGAGCCCGGCAACUCGUGAAAUCAAGCUUCUCCCAAACCCUCCUCUGGCGCCCCCAAUUAGCUACCCUCUGGAGUCGAUAUCGCCAGUCUAUUCACGGCAUUCCUGCGAUUACUGUGGAGUUGGUGAAGAUCUAGUUGCCAAUGAUAUCAAGGUCGUUCUGAUUCGUAACUACGUUUGUCAUGAUGAUAUUGGCAACUACAUCCCUUCCUCUGCCUUCCAUUCAUCAGUUUUUGUGUAUACAUUGCGCAGCAAUUGUUGGACGGAGAUAGCAGGAGGCUACCCAUACCAGGAAGGACGGAAUUAUUCUGGUUACCACACCUUAAAUCGCCAUGCUUACUCUGAGGGGAUCUUCUACCGGGUCUUUGACAACUACAGUAGAUAUGUGGUGGCGUUUGAUAUGGGAAGUCAUGUUUUCCACAAGAUAGACUACCCUUCUGGCGGUUCUUGGUAUAAUUGUACUCUCAGAGGAAGAACGAUGGUGGUGAGAGAGAAUGGGGUUGGAGUAGACAUUCAAUUCCUUGGCCUUUCUCUGGGAGGGCAGUGGUGAUGGGGUAUUGGAAGGAUGAUCAGGUUAUCGCUGAGACGUCGUCGGGUCAAUUGGUGUUGCUAGAUACCUGUGGUCGUACGGUGAAAGUGUUGCUAAAGAAUUACAAAAGGGCCAAGGGUUGGCAUGUUUAUAGAGAGAGUUUAGCCCCCAAUCAAAUGACAGUUGGAUGUUUUCUCCCCUCUUGAAAACUUACUAAAGAUGAUGUAUGUGUUAGAAAUAUGUUAUUCUGAAUUAGUGAUAUUAUUAUUAGGGUUGGUCGGUUACCUAGUUGA
Linum tenue is the source of this 1318-nucleotide messenger RNA. The record is from the annotation of a GenBank genome assembly. Lineage: Eukaryota; Viridiplantae; Streptophyta; Magnoliopsida; Malpighiales; Linaceae.